This is a messenger RNA of Pongo pygmaeus (Bornean orangutan), 1710 nucleotides long. It is a transcript of the gene NRM, whose product is annotated as nurim. The record is from RefSeq and is a predicted model, not a curated record. Lineage: Eukaryota; Metazoa; Chordata; Mammalia; Primates; Hominidae. Gene Ontology annotation, cellular component: nuclear membrane. The transcript is spliced from 4 exons. The coding region runs from base 308 to 1096 and encodes 262 amino acids.
AUGGGAAAACUAGACGAGCUGAGAUUCAACCCUCGUGAGCGGCUGCAGAGCCGCUACCCUUAACAGCUCUCUCUCGGGAUUCUAACAUUCCCUUCUGUGACGGAGAGACCACAGGCCGGGACACGCAUCCCGGGACGGAUCCACAGCUGGAUGGGGAAGGCUGAGCCCGGCGGGCCGGAAGCCCGGCGGUGGCGUGCAGGAGCCCCGCCCUCCUAGGCUGGAUUCGGCCGGGGGCGGGGCCGCGGGCGGGGCCUGUGGCAGCGGGAACCCCGACCCCGCCCCUUUCCCCACCCCUCCAUUUCUCGCCAUGGCCCCUGCACUGCUCCUGGUCCCUGCUGCCCUCGCCUCUUUCAUCCUGGCCUUUGGCACCGGAGUGGAGUUCGUGCGCUUUACCUCCCUUCGGCCACUUCUUGGAGGGAUCCCGGAGUCUGGUGGUCCGGAUGCCCGCCAGGGAUGGCUGGCUGCCCUGCAGGACCGCAGCAUCCUUGCCCCCCUGGCAUGGGAUCUGGGGCUCCUGCUUCUAUUUGUUGGGCAGCACAGCCUCAUGGCAGCUGAAAGAGUGAAGGCAUGGACAUCCCGGUACUUUGGGGUCCUUCAGAGGUCACUGUAUGUGGCCUGCACUGCCCUGGCCUUGCAGCUGGUGAUGCGGUACUGGGAGCCGGUACCCAGAGGCCCUGUGUUGUGGGAGGCUCGGGCUGAGCCAUGGGCCACCUGGGUGCCCCUCCUCUGCUUUGUGCUCCAUGUCAUCUCCUGGCUCCUCAUCUUUAGCAUCCUUCUCGUCUUUGACUAUGCUGAGCUCAUGGGCCUCAAACAGGUAUACUACCAUGUGCUGGGGCUGGGCGAGCCUCUGGCCCUGAAGUCUCCCCGGGCUCUCAGACUCUUCUCCCACCUGCGCCACCCAGUGUGUGUGGAGCUGCUGACAGUGCUGUGGGUGGUGCCUACCCUGGGCAUGGACCGUCUCCUCCUUGCUUUCCUCCUUACCCUCUACCUGGGCCUGGCUCAUGGGCUUGAUCAGCAAGACCUCCGCUACCUCCGGGCCCAGCUACAAAGAAAACUCCACCUGCUCUCUCGGCCCCAGGAUGGGGAGGCAGAGUGAGGAGCUCACUCUGGUUACAAGCCCUAUUCUUCCUCUCCCCCUGAAUUCUAAAUCCUUAACAUCCAGGCCCUGGCUGCUUCAUGCCAGAGGCCCAAAUCCAUGGACUGAAGGAGCUGCCCCUUCUACUACUUGAGACUUUAUUCUCUGGGUCCAGCUCCAUACCCUAAAUUCUGAGUUUCAGCCACUGAACUCCAAGGUCCACUUCUCACCAGCAAGAAAGAGCGGGGUAUGGAAGUCAUCUGUCCCCUCACUGUUUAGGGCAUGACACUCUCCCCCUCAACAGCCUCCUGAGAAGGUAAGGAUCUGCCCUGACCACUCCCCUGGCACUGUUACUUGCCUCUGCACCUCAGGGGUCCCCUUCUCCACCGCUGGCUUCCACUCCAAGAAGCUGGACCAGGGUCUGCAAGUUCAACGGUCACAACUGUCCCUCUAGGCCCCAACCUUGCCUCACCACUCCCAGCCCUAGUCUCUGCACCUCAUUAGGCCCUGCCUCUGGGCUCAGACCCCAACCUAGUCAAGGGGAUUCUCCUGCUCUUAACUCGAUGACUUGGGGCUCCCUGCUCUCCCGAGGAAGAUGCUCUGCAGGAAAAUAAAAGUCAGCCUUUUUCUACAUA